GAUGAAGGUAGUAACAAGGAAAAUUUAUUCCAAGCAAACAGCCAAGGCAUGAUCGAUUGAUGCACUUGUAGCACACAAAAGGAUGAGCUUCUGCAGAUAGAGCCGGCUCCUACAAAAUUACACGCUAGCUGUUCACUCCUGCAAGCACACACAGGCAUAGCACACCCAGCCUCGCACAUCUCAAUGGCCCCUGUUCUCACCAUCUUCUUCUUCACACUAGCACUUGUGUUAGCCGUGUCUCCCAGGCCGACGGACGGCAACGUUAACGGCAGCGACACCGACCUCGCCGCGCUGCUGGCUUUCAAAGCCCAGCUCGCCGAUCCUCUCGGCGUCCUCGCCGGUAACUGGACCACCGGCACGUCUUUCUGUCAUUGGGUAGGUGUUCUCGUCGGAUCUUUGGCACCUCACAUUGGUAAUCUCUCUUUCCUUUCCUUCCUCAAUCUUACCUACACCAAUCUCACAGGCUCCAUUCCAGCCGAACUUGGUAGGCUACAUCGUCUUAAGUAUCUCAGUCUUGGAGGAAAUAGCCUCUCAGAUACCAUCCCUACUGCUAUAGGGAACCUCACAAGGCUCAAGAUACUUAGUCUAGCUUUGAACCAACUCUCCGGCCAGAUCCCCCCUGAAAUGCUGACGCGUAUGCAAGACCUUAGGAGAAUUUUUCUGGUCGGAAAUGAAUUGAGUGGCCAAAUUCCGUCAUAUUUGUUCAACAACACGCCUUCGUUGACGUUCAUCGAUUUUGGAAAUAACAGCCUGUCAGGUCCUAUACCGCAAGGUAUUGCAUCGCUAUCCGUGCUUGUGGUCUUGAGCCUAGAGGUUAAUCAACUCUCUGGCCUAGUGCCACAAGCCAUGUUCAACAUGUCUAAGCUGCAAGUCAUGGCACUCGCUGGCAAUGGUAACCUAACUGGAGCCAUUCCAACCAAUCUAAGUUUCAACCUCCCAAUGUUGCAAUAUAUCAGGCUAUUUGGUAACAAAUUUACUGGCCGGUUUCCAUCGGGGCUUUCGUCAUGCCAAUACCUACAAGAAAUUGCUUUGGGUGGAAAUUCUUUUUUGGAUGUUGUUCCAACAUGGUUAGCCAAAUUGCCACAUCUUAGAAGGCUUUAUUUGGGACUUAAUAAUCUUAUUGGUUCCAUCCCAGCUGCUCUUAGCCAUCUCACCAGUCUUACUGAUCUAAACCUCUCUGGUGGCAACCUGAAAGGGAAGAUUCCACCAGAAAUAGGUCUUAUGCAGGAACUCUCUUAUCUGCAACUUAGUGUUAACCAAUUGACAGGUCUAAUUCCAGCCUCCCUUGGCAACUUAUCCAAAUUGUCUUCCCUACAGUUGGAAAACAAUCAAUUGUCCGGUCAAGUACCAACAACACUUGGUAAAAAUGUAGCUUUGAACAGGCUUUUAUUGCAAUCUAAUAAUUUAGAGGGGAAUCUAGACUUCUUCUCAAAUCUUUCCAAGUGCAGACAACUCCAAGUCGUUAUAAUAGAAAAUAAUUCUUUCACGGGUGUCCUCCCUCGCCAUGUGGGAAAUCUCACUUCACAAUUACUCAUAUUCGUUGCCAGUAACAACAAGUUAAUAGGUGGAGUUCCGGUCGCAUUUUCAAACAACACCAAACUUGAGGUGAUUGAUCUUGCUAACAACUUAUUCACCGAGCCAAUACCAGAAUCCAUCAUUAUGUUGCAAAAUCUUAAAUACCUUGAUCUUUCCCACAAUGACAUGUUAGGCCCUAUUCCAACACAAAUAGGAAUGCUGGGGAAUCUACGACGAUUGUUUCUCCAAGCAAACAAAUUCGUGUGAUCGAUACCUAGCAGCUUUGGUAACCUUAGUCGGUUAGAAGAGUUCUACUUGUCCAAUAACCAGCUAAGUUCAAAGAUACCAGCGAGCAUUUUCCACCUAAAUAAACUUAUUCAACUGGAUAUUUCACACAAUUCCUUUUCUGGUCCACUACCGAUCGAUGUUUCUGGUCUAAGUCAAACAUGUCAAAUGGACCUUUCUUCCAACUUCUUGAUAGGAAAAAUUCCAGAAUCAUUUGGACAACUUAAUAUGCUAACCUACCUAAACCUAUCGUGUAACUCCUUCGAAGGAUCAAUUCUAGGCAACCUCAAAAAACUAAAAGGCUUAGAUACAUUAGACCUCUCAUUUAACAAUCUCUCUGGUACUAUUCCCAUUUUCCUUGCCAACUUUACCUACUUGACUACCUUGAACCUCUCAUUCAAUAGGCUAGAAGGCCAAAUACCCAAGGGAGGUGUUUUCUCAAACCUCCCGUUGCAGUGUUUGGUUGGGAAUGCUGGGCUAUGCGGUGCUCCACGGCUACGAUUUUCAUCAUGCCUUGAAAGACCUCACUUAACUAACAGACACUUACUACAAUUUCAACUCCCAACACUCAUAUUAGCGUUUGUCGCUAUUGCCAUUUGCUUAUACCUAUGGUUUGGAAAAAAACUUGAGAAGCGAGAGGAAGAAGCUUCUAUUGAUCCAACCGAUGCCAUAGGCCAUCGGAUAGUCUCUUAUCAUGAGCUUGUUCGUGCCACCAAUAGUUUCAGUGAAGACAACAUAUUGGGAUCCGGGAACUUUGGAAAAGUCUUCAAGGGACAACUAAGCAAUGGUUUGCCCGUCGCGAUAAAAGUUCUUGACAUGCAACUGGAGCAGGCCAUCCGGAGUUUCGAUGUCGAGUGUCGAGUGCUUUGCAUGGUGCGACACCGCAACCUGAUAAGGAUACUCAAUACUUGUUCCAACAUUGACUUUAGAGCACUAGUGCUUCAGUACAUGCCAAAUGGCAGCUUAGAGGCGCUCCUUCACCGGCCCGAGAGUACAAUGUGCUUGGGAUUCACUGAGAGACUGGGCAUCAUGCUUGACGUGUCGAUGGCCAUGGAUUAUCUGCACCAUGAGCACUGCGAGCUGAUCUUGCACUGUGACUUGAAGCCUAGCAACGUGUUGUUUGACGAGGACAUGAUGGCACAUGUGGCAGACUUCGGCAUUGCAAGGUUGCUUCUAGAUGACAACUCCAUGAUAAGUGCGAGCAUGCCUUGAACAGUUGGGUACAUGGCACCAGAAUAUGGUUCUCUUGGAAAGGCAUCACGAAAGAGCGACGUGUUCAGCUCCGGGAUCAUGCUCCUUGAAGUCUUCACUGGAAGGAGACCCACGGACCCAAUGUUUGGCCCAGAACUAACCCUUAGGCAGUGGGUUCAUCAGGCAUUCCCUGCAGAGCUUGUCCAAGUCAUCGAUGACCAGCUACUGCAAGGUUCUUCUCUUUCUAGCCACAGCUUGAACAGUGGCUUUCUUGCUUCAGUAUUCAAGCUGGGGUUGCUCUGUUCCGAGGACUUUCCAGAGCAGAGGAUGACGAUGCACGAUGUGGUCGUGGCGCUGAAGAAGAUCAAAGCCGAGUACACCAAACAGACAGCAACGACUUUGCUUACCUAGUGCAGCACAGUGAUCAAUUUCCCUUGGCUGCUUCUAUCUCAACUAUAAUUAUGUAUGGAUGUAUCUGUUCUUCUGCAGUUAGAACAAUACACAGGUCUUCUAUAAUUGGCACGGUUGAAUUAUGCUAUUUGGUCAUGCUUAUUGAAUGGAUUCUCAUUAAGAAUGUUAACUAUUGAUAGUGGCCGUCCAGCUCUCCUAUCCCCCAGACAUUUUCAUUGUAAACCAGAUUGAUAUUGUUUAAUAAAGUGGUAUACUUCCCCUAA
Molecule: messenger RNA, 3665 nt
Organism: Brachypodium distachyon (stiff brome)
Lineage: Eukaryota; Viridiplantae; Streptophyta; Magnoliopsida; Poales; Poaceae
Product: probable LRR receptor-like serine/threonine-protein kinase At3g47570
Biological process (GO): protein phosphorylation
Molecular function (GO): protein kinase activity; ATP binding; receptor serine/threonine kinase binding
Source: RefSeq, a predicted model, not a curated record